Drosophila virilis is the source of this 923-nucleotide messenger RNA. It is a transcript of the gene Rpn12R, whose product is annotated as Regulatory particle non-ATPase 12-related. Gene Ontology annotation, biological process: proteasome-mediated ubiquitin-dependent protein catabolic process. NCBI's taxonomy places the organism in Eukaryota, Metazoa, Arthropoda, Insecta, Diptera, Drosophilidae. Gene Ontology annotation, cellular component: proteasome regulatory particle, lid subcomplex; cytosol; nucleus. The record is from RefSeq and is a predicted model, not a curated record.
UGCCGCUGUUCUACAGCUGUAAAUUAAUAUACAUAUAUUAAAAAUUCAUUGUACAAUCCUCGUCCCUUAAGUUCACUUAGCCAUGUCGAAUUUUUACAACGAGCUGAAAAAGGAGUGGACGAAGGCUUCGCCGAAUCUGGGAGUCUGCGGUCAGCUUUUGGAGUCGCUUAAAAUGGAAAUGGUUCGCGUGGGUUUCGUGGGAAUAAAAGACCAGAAUGAUGUGCAGCCCCAGCAAAAGCAGCAGCUGCAAACGUCACGGGAUAUGCUGGAAAUUGCUAUUGAGCACAGUAUCAAGGUCAAGGAUAAUGCCGCCUUUGAGCGAUAUAUGACACAGUUGAAGAUGUACUAUUACGACUAUGACAAGUUCCUCGAUUCCUCGCCGCAGAUGCACAAGUUCAUGGGCCUGCAUCUGCUGUACUUGUUGGCCACCAAUCGCAUCGCCGACUUCCACAUUGAGCUGGAACGCUUGCCGUCGGCUCUACUGCUGCAGAAUCCAUUCAUUUCGCCGGUACUGGCACUGGAAAACUACUUUAUGGAAGGACGCUACAACAAGAUAUUGCAGGCCAAGAAGUCGAUGCCUUCAGAGUUAUAUGCCGAUUUCAUGGAUUUGCUGGUGAAUACCGCCCGUGAGGAGAUAGCUUCAUGCAUGGAAAAGUCCUAUGGAAAGAUCUCACAGAAGCAGGCCGCAUCGCGUUUGGGUCUCAAGCCAGGAGGAACAGAGAUGACUGCCUUGGUCGCAAGACGAAAAUGGACGCUGGAUGCGGAUGGAAAUUUCAACUAUGCCGACCUAAAUACCCGGCAAAAGGAGAGAGUGCUGGCGAAAGACAUCGCUGUGCACACAUUGACAUAUGCGCAGGAGCUGGAGAAAAUUGUUUGAAGUUGCAACAAAUAAAGCGUUAACGUUAAUCCAAUCAGCCAGAAAA